AUAGCCUAAUACUAGCAGAGUUCAAGUACGUAUAGACGAAAAUGCAAAAAUCAAAUAGUUUUAACGAAAAAUGUUCGGAAAACUACCGCUAUUUCUUUGAUAAAGAUUUAAUAAAGGGGAAAGUUGCCCUUAUUACAGGUGGGGGAUCCGGCAUAGGAUUCUCAAUUGCCGAAAUCUUCCUAAGGCACGGAUGUAACGUUGUAAUUGCUAGCAGAAAUUUGCAAAGGGUUCAGCUAGCAGCAGAAGAAUUGUCAAAAGUAAAGAGACCAAAUGCAAAAUGUUUAGGUCUUCAGCUAGACGUUAGAAAGCCAGAAAAUAUAGUUAAUUUAUAUGAAUCAAUCGCAAAUGAAUUUGGUAGAUUGGACGUUCUAGUAAACUGCGCUGCUGGAAAUUUCCUCAGCCCUAUUACAGGUCUUUCGCCAAAUGCUUAUAGAACUGUAUUAGAAAUUGACACCAUGGGUACAUUUUUAUGUAGCAAAUACGCUUUUGAGACUUUCUUUCAAAGACAGAAAAGUGGAGUUAUCUUAAAUAUUACAGCUACUCUAGACUAUAGGGGAACUCCUUUACAAGCUCACGCAGGUUCAGCUAAAGCUGCUAUCGAUGCACUUACAAGACAUAUGUCGGUUGAAUGGGGUAGUUCCAAUGUUAGGGUUGUUGGAAUUGCACCCGGAGCAACGGAUGGAACUGAAGGAUUAAGACGUUUAAGUAAUCCUGAAUAUUUAAAUACGAUGUUGAAUCAAAUUCCAUUGGGUCGUCUAGGAACACGUACCGAAAUAGCAAACGGUGCGCUCUUUCUAAUAUCAGAAAUUGCAGCCUACAUUACUGGAGCAACUUUGGUUUGCGAUGGUGGACAUUGGUUGACUAGUGCAUGGCAAGCAAAUUUAUAA
Dimorphilus gyrociliatus is the source of this 887-nucleotide messenger RNA. The record is from the annotation of a GenBank genome assembly. NCBI's taxonomy places the organism in Eukaryota, Metazoa, Annelida, Polychaeta, Dinophilidae.